Molecule: messenger RNA, 327 nt
Organism: Rotaria sordida
Lineage: Eukaryota; Metazoa; Rotifera; Eurotatoria; Philodinida; Philodinidae
Source: the annotation of a GenBank genome assembly
AUGAUGGAUGCUACGACUAAUGAUAAAGUUAUAGAUUAUGCUGAUGAUCGUUUAAUGUUAAAAGUAUUACAAUCCGAUGAACUAAUGCCGAAUAUUUUCCUUUGUAUAGUAGCUGGUUAUGAAACAGCAUCAACAGCACUUGCUUAUUCGACAUAUAUACUAGCUACUAGACCUGUAAUGCAAGAUAAAAUUAUUGAAGAAAUUAAUCAUCAUAAUUGGAAUAAUAAUAAUAAUAAUAACGCAGAAGAGAUUUAUGAGACAGCACAUAAUCUUUCCUAUUCAUUAAUAAUUUUAAUUUUAAAUUUAAAUACAAAAUUUAAAUAUAAA